AUGGGGCGCAAGCGACAGGCACCUCAAGAUGCGCGUGCAGGCAUCCAACGUGAACUUCGGGAAGCUGGCGCGGGGCUUGCUGCAUCGGGCCUCCGAGGGCAUGAGCACAGACGUCGAUGCGUGCGGGGAUGUGUCGGUGACCUGACCUCCGUUUACCUCGUCAGCUCAGCAGGUUGUAUAGGAUGCAACGCGCUGAAGGCGGUGGGCUUGGCGAACGCCUUCGCGCGGCUGGACGACCCGCCCACCAGCGGGCUGGCGGUGGUGCCGGCGCUCGUCGAUGCUUCAGACCCCGACGUUGAGGCCCCCGACGGGGACUUCCUGAGGCUGGUCCGCCUGUCCGUGCUGCCCCUCCCCGCGCCGCUCUCCGCGUCCUCCUCGGCGGGCUGCCCGGAGCAGGACUACGCCCGCGGCGGCCUCUACGUGCCCGCGGCGCGCGCCGGCGCCUUCCGCGCCGCCGACAGGGAGCGUGUCGCCGCCUCGGGGCCGCAGGGCUCGCGCGGCCGCGCCAUGGCGGAGGUCUACCUGCCUCAGCACGCGCAGACGCCCACGGAGCUGGCCAGGGUGGCGCUCGGUCGCUGGCUGCGCUGGCGCCGCGAGGACGCCCGGGGCGGCCAGAACGCGGGCCCGCCAUUCCUGCUGACCCGAGGCCCGGAGGCGCUGGGGCGCGCUGCGCGCGCGCUGGCGAUAGCCUGCGAGCGCGCGCUCGACCGAGGCCUCGAGCCGCUGGCCGUGGAGCCGCGCCUCUGGGAGCGGCCGCCGCGGCCAGCGCCGGGCGGCGGCGCCGCCACCGCCCAGGGCUCCCGCCUCCUGGUGCUGCGCCUCGUGCCGGCCCCGCCUCGGCCGGGGUCCGCGGCGUAG
This is a messenger RNA of Prorocentrum cordatum, 858 nucleotides long. NCBI's taxonomy places the organism in Eukaryota, Dinophyceae, Prorocentrales, Prorocentraceae. The record is from the annotation of a GenBank genome assembly.